UCCGCCCGCGCCCGGGCGCGCGCGUCACAGCUGCCUGUGCCGCGCUCAAGUACUCUUCCGCCCCACCCGAGAAAGUUUCGGUUCUGCCAGACUGGGGACUCACUAGCGACAGUGACAACCCAGAGCUGGCAGAGGACGAUGAGGGCAGAACCCCGAGGCCCAAGGAAAUAGAAUUUACUUCCCAGAAGUACCAUGGUGCCACCAUGGUACAUGACAGCCACUGACCGGACGGCCACACAGCUUCUCAGCCCCAGUCUCCACUGACCACGCAGCCACGAGCAGGGACUCACCAUGGCCUCUAGUGGUGCCGAGGGCCAGCUGCAGAGAAUCAUCCGAGACCUGCAAGAUGCUGUGAUGGAACUAAGCAGCGAGUUUAAGGAAGUGGGAGAGCCCAUCACCGAUGACAGCGCCAGCCUGCACAAGUUCUCCUACAAGCUUGAGUACCUCCUGCAGUUCGACCUGAAAGAGAAGGCCAGCCUACUGGGCACCAAGAAGGACUACUGGGACUACUUCUGCGCCUGCCUGGCCAAGGUGAAGGGCACUAAUGACGGCAUCCGCUUCGUCAAGUCCAUCUCGGAGCUCCGGACAUCCCUGGGGAAGGGAAGAGCCUUUAUCCGCUACUCUCUGGUGCACCAGCGGCUGGCGGAUACCUUGCAGCAGUGCUUCAUGAACACCAAGGUGACCAGUGACUGGUACUAUGCGAGAAGCCCCUUUCUGAAGCUCAAGCUGAGCGCCGACAUUGUGGGCCAGCUCUACGAGCUGACUGAGGUGCAGUUUGACCUGGCGUCGAGGGGCUAUGACCUGGAUGCUGCGUGGCCGACGUUCGCCAGGAGAACGCUGGCCCCUGGCUCCUCUGCGUACCUGUGGAAGGCCCCCAGCCGGAGCUCCAGCAUGAGCAGCCUGGUGAGCAGCUACUUGCAGACCCAGGAGAUGGCCUCCAGCUUCGACCUGAGCAGUCCCCUGAACAACGAGGCACUGGAGGGCUUCGAUGAGAUGCGUCUAGAGCUGGACCAGCUAGAGGUGCGGGAGAAGCAGCUGCAGGAGCGCGUGCACCAGCUAGACCGGGAGAACCAGGAGUUGCGGGCAGCAUUCAGUGCACAGCAGGAGCAGCUGCAGGUGGAGAAGCAGUGGGCACGUGUCACUGCAGAGGAUCGCAGCUACCUCACGGGCCUGGUGGCCCAGCUCCAGAAGCAGUGGGUGGUCACCCAGGCCACACAGGAUGCCAUUAAGGAGCUGCACGUGUGCCUCCAGGCUCUGGAGCAGGAUAUAGCCAAGGAGGGGGACAGCUCUGUCCUGCAGCGCCUGGAGGCCACACUGCAGCCCCUGGCACAGGAGCUCAAGGCUGCCAGGGACUCCCUGGGCAAGAACCAGGUUCUCGAUAGCCUCUCAGACUGGCUAGCCAGGGCUGAGCAAGGAGCAGCCUUGGCCUCAAACACAAAAGGUCAACAAGAGCCCAUCCAAGCCGACUUGGGCCUGAAGCUCCAGGAGCUGGAAGAGAAGCUCCAAUCCCUGGAAGAGGAGAGCACCAAGGUCCGGGAGCUCAACAGGCAGCAGAGUGCACAGCUGGUGCAGCUGGCCACAGAGCUGCAGCAGAAGGAGGAGGUACGGGCUGGCCUAGAGCACCAGGUGCAGGAGAUGGCCCAGCUCCGGCAGCAGCUGCGAGAGUCCCUAGCCCGCACGAGCUCCCUGGAAGAGGAGCUGGCAGGACUGAGGCAGGCGGAACAGCUGCAGCAGGAAGAGAAGGAGAUGUUGGCACAGGAGGCCCGGUCCCUGAGCCGGCAACUACAGGUCCUAGAGACCCAGCUGGCACAGGUGAGCCAGCAUGUGGGUGACCUGGAGGAGCAGAAGAGGCUGCUCAUCCAGGACAAGGACCAUCUCAGCCAGAAAGUGGGUACGCUGGAGAGGCUCACCGGGCAGACAGCCCCAGAGCCACCUGCAGCCAGUGAUCAAGGUGAGGCCCCCACCUCGUCAGUAUCCACCCCGCAGCAGGCCAGUGAGAAGCCAGAAGAGCAGCAAGGGGAUGGUGCCAAGAUGCCUGCAGGCAAGCAGGAAGACGAGCUGCUCCAGGCCAACCGGGAGCUGCAGAGGGAGCUGCAGAGCAUGGUUGGACGUAACCAGCUCCUGGAGGCCAAGCUUCAGGCCCUGCAGGCCGACUACCAGGCGCUGCAGCAGCGGGAGGCAUCCAUCCAGGGCUCCCUGGCCUCCCUUGAGGCCGAGCAGGCCAGUAUCCGGCACCUGGGUGACCAGAUGGAGGCGAGUCUGCAGGCGGUGCAGAAAGCCAAGAGGGCCAUGAAGGUGCAGGUGGCUGAGAAGGAAGCUGCUCUGCAGAGCAAGGAGGAUGAGUGCCAGCAGCUGCGGGAGGAGGCAGCACAAUGCCGGCGGCUGGCAGAGUCCCGGGACGCAGAUCUUAAAGUCCUCUCCAAUGAGUGCCACAACCAGGCCCAGCUGAUCGAGGCCCUCAGGGCAGAGAAGGGCCAGCAGGACCUCAGCCAGCCCCAAGAUGGGACUGCACAGCUGGCCCUGGCCCAGGCGCAGCUUGAAGUACACCAGGGCGAAGCCCAGCGGCUGCGGGCUGAGCUGGUGGACCUGCAGGCUAAGCUCCAAGCAGCCCUGGGCGACCAGGACAAGGCACAGAGCCAACUACGGGUGACCGUGGAGUUGCUGAGGGAGCAAAGGAUGCUGGUGCAGCAGCUGCAGGAGCAGAACGAGGCUCUCAACAGGGCCCAUGUCCAGGAGCUGCUACAGUGCUCCGCAGCUCGGGAAGGGCUGCUGCAGGAGGGCAGGGCCAGUGCGGCCCAGCAGCACAAGCAGGAAAUGCAGGCCCUGCAGGAGGAGCUGGCUCGGGCUACGCACAGCUCCGAAGAGGCCCGGCUGGAGCACGCCGAGCUGCAGGAGCAGCUGCACCAGGCCAACACAGACACUGCUGAGCUGGGCAUCCAGAUCUGUAACCUGACCUCGGAAAAGGAGCGUGUGGAGGGGGAGCUGCGCGACUGCCAGGAGGCUGCUUCCCGCGAGCGAGAGCGCCUGGAGCGCCAAGUGGCAGAGCUGCUGCAGGAGACAGCAAGCCUCCAGGAGAAGCUGACAGUGGCCGAGGACACUGCCAGCUCCCUGGCCACCCUGCAGGCCCAGCUGGUGCAGGCAGAGCAUCAGGCACAGAGUCUCCAGGAGGCUGCACGCCAGGAGCAUGACACCCUCAAGUUCCAGCUGAGUGCUGAGAUCAUGGACCACCAGAGCAGGCUGAAGGCUGCCACCGAAGAGUGCAGGAGCCUCAGGGCCCAGCUCGAGCAGCAAAGCCAGCAGCUGCAGGCUGCCGAUGAGGCCGUGGCCAAGCUGAAGGCCACCCAGGCGGACAUGGCAGAGAAGCUGAGCUGCACCAGCAGCCAUCUUUCCAAGUGCCAGGAGGCUGCAGCCCAGAAGGACAAGGAGGCAGUGGCCCUGCGGGAGGGUCUAGACCGGACCCAGAAGGAGCUGGAGGUCGCCACCACCAAAGUCCAGGAGUACUGCAGGAGACUCCGCCAGGAGAAGAGCGACCGGGAGCAGAGCGACCAGAAGAUGCUGGCGGAGCUGGACGACCUGAACAGAACCAAGAAGUACCUGGAGGAGCGGCUGAUAGAGCUGCUCAGGGACAAGGACGCGCUGUGGCAGAAGUCGGACGCACUGGAGUUCCAGCAGAAGCUCAGCGCCGUGGAGCGGUGGCUCGGGGAUGCGGAGGCCACACACUGCCUGGACUGCAAGCGCGAGUUCAGCUGGAUGGUGCGGCGGCACCACUGCAGGGUGUGCGGCCACAUCUUCUGCUACUACUGCUGCAACAACUAUGUCCUGACCCGGCCGGGCGGCCGGAAGGAGCGCUGCUGCCGCGCCUGUUUUCGGAAGUUCAAUGAAAGCCCAGGCUCCCCCAGCAGCUCCGAGUCGACCACCAGCCCAGGAGACCCCAGCCCCCGACUGUCCCCGGCCCACGCUGGGACCCAGGCCGCCGGAAGCCAAGUAGCUGACUGCAGGCAGCCGGACGACGCUGUGUUCGACAUCAUCACGGACGAGGAGCUGUGCCAGAUCCAGGAGUCUGGCUCUUCCCUGCCAGCAACGCCCACGGAAACUGAUUCUCUGGACCCGAACGUGACCGAACAGGACACCACCUCAAACUCGCUGACCUCCGAGGAUGCUGAGGGUAUGCCCAUGGGGCAGGACACCGAAAUCUGCCUGCUGAAGUCCGGGGAGCUGAUGAUCAAGUUACCUCUAACUGUGGAGGAGAUUGCCAGCUUCGGCGAGGGCAGCAGGGAACUGUUUGUGAGGUCCAGCACCUACAGCCUGAUCCCCAUCACCGUGGCUGAGGCGGGCCUCACCAUCAGCUGGGUCUUCUCCUCUGACCCCAAGAGCAUCUCCUUCAGCGUGGUCUUCCGGGAGGCUGAGGACACGCCCCUGGACCAGUGCAAGGUCCUCAUCCCCACCACCCGGUGCCACUCCCACAAGGAGAGUAUCCGCGGCCAGCUGAAGGUGCGCUCACCCGGCAUCUACAUGCUCAUCUUCGACAACACUUUCUCCAGGUUUAUCUCCAAGAAAGUGUUUUACCACCUGACAGUGGACCGGCCUGUGAUCUACGACGGCAGUGACUUCCUGUAGCACCAGGCACCUGGACUCCACGCUGUCAGCUGGUCCACUGGAAACACUACUCGUCCCCCACACCCCAUCACCUGAAUUCAGCACAAGAGAAAGACAAGGAGAAGCAGAGCAAGGCCACUAGCCCAUGGCUGUGCCCUCAGCCCCGACCCUGCAGCUCUAAGGGCUCAGCGACAUUUCCCCUGCUAGCCCCCACUGUCCUCACAACCCAGGGACCCUGCCAGAGCAUCCGCCUAUCCUGGGCACAGCUGGUCGCAGCCAAGCUCGACCUCAGUGGGCUCCCCGGUGACCUGCAUCCCGGUGACCCAUGCAUCCCAGGAUGGCCACAGGACCAGGGCGCUGGGCAGGGGUCCUCCCCCUACCUCUUCCAGUCACUCACUGUCACAUUUGGGGCUGCACCAGCGUGCAGUGAUUUCGAGGGCACUGCUGAGCCAUGCUGACCUCGAGGCCUUUCCUGGGUGACUGUCCGUGGGCAAAGCCCACACUCAGCCAGGCCUCCCAGAGGUCAGCUCAGCCCAGAGCCCAGCAUGCCAAAGACCUUCAGGGCUGGGAGCUCCUGCUCCCAGCCUGGCUGGUUAUGCAUGGGACACAUGUGUCCUAGCAAGCACAGCCAGGCAACAGCUGCUUUCCAGCACCUGCUGAACAGGUCUUGGAUGACUAGGAAGCCAGUGGCAGAGGAAAAGGCCAUAACUUACACUUGUCUCCACCAGCCCUGCAAGCGCCCCAACCCCCAGGCCCACUUCCUCCCUUAACAGGAAGCAGAUGCCCUGCCCGGUCCCCUGGGUCCUUUCCUUCACCACCCCCACCCCAACGGAGCUCCCGCUUCAUGGCUUCUGUCUCCCAGCAGCUGGCCACCAGCAGUCCAGCCCCUGGGGUGGCCACAGGUAUGCAGUGUGUGGCACAGAAGCCCACUGCAGCCAGGCGCGAGGUCAAAGCCCUGCCAGGCCAGCCAGCCAUCCCCGCACAGCCCCCUGUCCACCAAAGCCGGGACCUUUAGGGAGGCCCGGUCAGGUCCAGCCCAGACCUCAGUCAGCACCAGCAAAGACGAGUCAGUGAUUUCGUGUACUUGGAGUCAUUCGAGAGAGGUACUCAAGAGCCGGGGCCCUUGCGGCCUCUGUCCUCCAAGCGGCCUCUGUGUGCCCAGGUGCCCGCCAUGCUCUGUCAGAGCCCUGGCUGCCCAGCACAGCACAGAGGACUUCCCAGCCUCAGUGUCCCCAUGGCCCAAGGUAUCUCUGGAGCAGUCCGUCCCUCCUGCACAAGUCACUGGAAGUUGACGACUGCCCACAAAAACAGCAGGGCACCCAGCACAGCCCAGGAUCCUCCUGUCAGCCCUGGCUCUCCCUGAGUGCUGGGGCUCUGAUCGCUUUGUCACCCAAGGCAGCAGGAAGCACCUUCCCCUGUGGAGCUGCUGGGUCUGCCAGGCAGGGCCUGGAGCAUCUGUCUGAGGUCCCUCUGGACACCCAUCACUCAUACCAGCAGGGAUUGACUGCAGGUUCAGAGACCGCUGGCUGUCUGAAGCCACCCAGAACCACCCUGGAGGGCAGUGGGGCUUCUGGUGGGUGUCCCUCACUCUGGGCCUGGGUCGCCCCCUACUGGCUCUGGCAUGCUUGUCUCUUGUGGAGACGAGUGUGAUACUAGCUCUCUGCCCAGCACCAGUUUGCAGCGCAUGCUGUAGCCAAAGCCUGCACUGGCCCGUGUGCAGCCGACUCACAGCUGUGUUCUUUCUCUGAACUGUUCGCCGCUGUACAGAGGCCCAGAGCUGGUGUCACUUUUUAAAUGCAAGUGACAGUUAGAUCCCUGCUGAUGGCUGUAGCCCUGGCUUGACACAGCUAGCAGAAGUCACAGCUGCCAUCCGAGCCCUGAGUCCCUACUGCCUGCCAGCCUCGCUCUGCAAUGUGGUGACCUGCCAAACACACGUCUACUACCAAGGCAGCGUGGUCCCUGCAGAGCACCCAGCCCAGGGACAGGGCUGUAGAUGGGCGUGGCCAGAGCAGGGAGAUUCUACAGCAGGAUCCGGAGCUGCAGGACCUCACGGGCUCAGCAAAUAGUGACCAGAGCCACCUCACAUCACUCAGAAAGGAAGGGCCGUGUUUCCCAGCAUUCAGUCGUCACCUACAGCAGGUAGCCGUUGCAGGGAGCUGUUCCAGGCCCAGACAUUCACAGAAGGGUGGGUCCCAAGCCUAGCAGACAUGCUAGGAUAGAAUUUCACGGGAGUUUGAUUUUUUACAGUCCACCCAGAAUCCUUUAGACCACAAAGCCAGCCUUGGUUCAGGCUUGGGGACUGAGCAAAGAGAAGCUGUCUGAGGUACUCAGAACCAAGGACCUCCUGGCACCCUGAGUCCUCUGAGACUGCUGCUCCUGUCUGCAAAGAUCUGUGCUGCUUAGUGGACUCUAGUGAGCUUCUCUCCUUACUGCAGUUCCUCCAAGGAAGCAGGGAGGAUGGGGUUAAUGAUUCCCUCUUCCCUCAUAAGCACUUUUCCUAAUAGAGUAGAUCUCUAGGUUUCUGUUGACAGGCCAAAGCAAAGCAAAAAAAAAAAAAAAAAAAAAAAACACGGGCUUCCUUAGAGUCCUGGGGUGUGCGUUACCCAGAAACACUGCCCCAGGCCUGAGGGACACCACGCCUGGGGCAGAGGCUCCAAAAUCAGAAUGCACUUUAAAGCUCUCACAUUGUGGCCUUCCUGAUGCAGGGUGUGGCAUCCGCGUCACCCUUACAUGCCAAAGAAUCACCCAGCAGCACAUCAGACACCAGCACCCCACCCCACGGUGGGGCUGAGACACUUGUACCACAAAACGUUCCUUCACGGACGUCUGCUGAGCCAUUUGGAAAUAUGUUUCACCUCAGGAUUUAAAUGAACACUAUGACAUGGGA
Messenger RNA from Cavia porcellus (domestic guinea pig), 7483 nucleotides. It is a transcript of the gene Fyco1, whose product is annotated as FYVE and coiled-coil domain autophagy adaptor 1. Gene Ontology annotation, molecular function: metal ion binding. Gene Ontology annotation, cellular component: lysosome; autophagosome; late endosome. The transcript is spliced from 19 exons. The coding region runs from base 292 to 4617 and encodes 1441 amino acids. Lineage: Eukaryota; Metazoa; Chordata; Mammalia; Rodentia; Caviidae. The record is from RefSeq and is a predicted model, not a curated record. Gene Ontology annotation, biological process: positive regulation of autophagosome maturation; plus-end-directed vesicle transport along microtubule.